CUUGCUUUCCCUCGUUUGAGUUUUGACCAUUCCUAGACCAGGCACCCUAUCUUCCCAGCACGAUAUUUCCUGCGAAGACAGCUAUAUUAGAAAAGUUGCAUUCUCUUAGUGCUGAAGCAUGAUGUUUGUGUUUCUUCUCUCAACACCGAAGACAAUUAUUCGUCUCAAUCAGUUGGUUCUGAUUCCUGUUCAGACAGAAAAGGAGUAUAUAUAUUCAGCACCCCUGGGUUAUUUUUAUCGUGAGAGGUUGCUUGCUUGGAGUCUUGGAUUGUUUGGCGUAUCCAUACGCGGCAUUCCGAAGACCUUUUCCAUGGCUCAUUACAAAGAUGGUACCAAGUAUGAAGAGGGCUUCACCGUGAAUUCACGAGGCAACAGGCUCUUCACCUGCAAAUGGACGCCCAAGAAAUUACAGCCCAAAGCAAUGAUCUUUAUCUGCCAUGGCUAUGGAGGAGAGUGCAGCAUAUCGAUGGCAGACACCGCUGCGCGAUUGGUGCACGCCGGCUACGCUGUCUACGGGAUAGACCAAGAGGGCCAUGGCAAAUCUCCCGGCCCAAAAGGGUACAUAUCGAGCUUCAGCUACAUCGUCAAGGAUUGUGCCGACUAUUUCAAGAGCGUCUGUGAGAAGCCGGAGAAUAAGAUGAAGAAGAGGUUCCUCUACGGCUUCUCCAUGGGAGGAACGGUGGUGAUUCAGCUGCACAGGAAGGAUCCUACCUACUGGGACGGUGCCGUCUUGCUUGCUCCCAUGUGCAAGCUUGGCGAUGACAUGCGGCCGCAUCCGGCGGUGGUGGGCGCUUUGAAGAUGAUCUCCUUCGUUGUGCCUAGCUGGAGAGUCAUCCCUGCCCCAGACAAGCUCGACAAAGUCUGCAAAGAUCCCCAGUUUAAGAAAGAGAUCCGUUCCAACCCGUACAUGUACAAGGGGAACCUGGCGCUGCAGACAGGCCACGAGCUCCUGGCGGUCAGCCUGGACAUCGAGAAGAACCUGGAGGAAGUGACGCUGCCGUUCCUGGUGCUGCACGGCGAGGACGACGUGGUGGCCGACCCCGAGGGAAGCAGACUGCUCCACGAGCGGGCGGCGAGCAGGGACAAGACCCUGAAGCUGUACGCCGGGAUGUGGCACGUGCUCAUGGCCGAGCCGCCGGCUGACGUCGAGCGGGUCUUCGCCGACGUGACGUCGUGGCUCGAGGAGAGGACUGGCACGGCCACGGCGAGCGCCGGCAAGUGACUGCCCCAACCUUCCCUAGAUAAGCCACAUAUGCCGACGUUCAGUUAGAGGAUUCAUUUCUUGCUCCGAGCUUUGACCUAUGCUUCUUCCCAAAACGAUGGUGUAGCAGAGUUGUACUGCUGUCACGUAGCAAAUUGCAGACCGCGCAGAAAUACAUUGCCGCUUGCUUC
This is a messenger RNA of Lolium rigidum, 1392 nucleotides long. Its product is annotated as caffeoylshikimate esterase-like. The transcript is spliced from 8 exons. The coding region runs from base 119 to 1222 and encodes 367 amino acids. Gene Ontology annotation, cellular component: membrane. NCBI's taxonomy places the organism in Eukaryota, Viridiplantae, Streptophyta, Magnoliopsida, Poales, Poaceae. The record is from RefSeq and is a predicted model, not a curated record. Gene Ontology annotation, molecular function: lipase activity.